Chelmon rostratus (copperband butterflyfish) is the source of this 934-nucleotide messenger RNA. RefSeq names its product noggin-3-like. NCBI's taxonomy places the organism in Eukaryota, Metazoa, Chordata, Actinopteri, Chaetodontiformes, Chaetodontidae. Gene Ontology annotation, biological process: osteoblast differentiation; negative regulation of BMP signaling pathway; dorsal/ventral pattern formation. The transcript has a single exon. The coding region runs from base 36 to 920 and encodes 294 amino acids. The record is from RefSeq and is a predicted model, not a curated record.
CUCAUUCUUCUGUUCUACCAUCCACACCUAAGACCAUGCCUGGAUCGUUCAUCUGUGGAGUCUGGAUUUCUGUAUCAGUCCUUCUAUAUGGAUCUGCAGCAUUUGCUUCUAACAUUUCAACCCAGAUUCGGCCUCCGAAUGUGACUGAGGAAGAGUACCGUGGCUGGGAGUCACCGUUUCUUCAGCUGAGAGCCAACCUGCUGUCCUACUCACAGCCAAUCCACCCAUACACCCUGCUGACAAAUGCUGAAGACUACCACUACAUGCCCAAACCCAGACAUCGCCGCCCUUCUCGCCUCCGGCGUCUUCUGGGAUCCUCUUUUGACCCGUUUUGGAUGUCCGUAGAGCAGCCAUCUGAAGCCUCUGGGGGUCAGGGUGAUGGUCAACCUUCGUUACGUGGUGACACACUGCAUGCCAAAUUACCCAAAGGCAACACUGCCAGAGAGAAGUUUAACCUGAGUGCUUGUCCAGAGCUGAGAGAGGCUGCAGCGAACCAUCGCCGGAAGCUGGAGAAGGAAGCUGCAGAUCUGGACCUCAGCUCUCAGCCCUCACAUGUUGCCAGUUCGGUCAGAGACUGGUUAGUGCGCUCGGCCACUUGUGGAUUAAGCUACCGGUGGGUGGAUCUGGGUCCUGCGUUCUGGCCACGUUGGUUGCGGCAGACUGACUGUGAAAGGUCAGAUGGGGAGCAAAGUUGCUCCUUUCCGGCUGGGAUGGAGUGUGUGCGGGAUCAGACAACUUACAUCAAGAUUCUGGCUUGGCACUGCUUGGACAUCAGAGAGAGAAGCAGCGGGUCUGGAGGGAUUAAAGCUGACGGUUCUAAUGGCAGCACUGAGAUGGCGACAGGCGAAGUCAUGAAGGGGUGCAUGUGGAGGCAAGUGCCUUAUCCUGUGGUCACAGCGUGUACAUGUUCAUGUAAAUGAUUGUAAAUAUUAUC